Molecule: messenger RNA, 2038 nt
Organism: Arachis ipaensis
Lineage: Eukaryota; Viridiplantae; Streptophyta; Magnoliopsida; Fabales; Fabaceae
Product: histone-lysine N-methyltransferase ATX5
Biological process (GO): regulation of transcription by RNA polymerase II
Source: RefSeq, a predicted model, not a curated record
AUGGCUUUGGAAUUUGAAUGGAGCUACAUGGACAUUGGACAACGCACGUUUCUUCUUGUUCAAAUCUUGUGUUCUUUGCAUGUGACACUAACCCUAAUCUUCUUUUCCCUUCGAAAACACACUCGCCUACUGGAAGAGCUCCUAUUCCCUUCGUCCUUCGCCCUUCGCCUUCGUCACUGUUCGCCCUUCGCCCUUCGCCCUUCGCCUUCGUCACUGUUCGCCUUCUUCUUCAUCUUCUUAAUCUUCAUCUUCUUCUUCAUACUCUUCAUACUCUUCAUCUCUCUGUUCACCUUCAAGCUCUACCUAACAUGGGCGACGACAAGGUAUCCCCAAUGGUCUCUUCUCCUCCAAGCCCUCCGAUUCCAAAGUGGUACUCUAAAGCCAAUAGAUAUUGACACAUUAUGGGUUCAUGUCACUUGUGCUUGGUUUCGGCCUGAAGUGGCUUUUGCUAGUGAUGAGAAGAUGGAGCCUGCUUUGGGUAUUCUUAGUAUUCCGUCAAGUUCUUUUGUUAAGAUUCGUGUUAUUUGUAAGCAAAUUCAUGGUUCAUGCACACAAUGUUGCAAGUGUUCUACUUAUUUCCAUGCCAUGUGUGCAUCAAGGGCUGGCUACCGAAUGGAGUUGCACAUUUCGGAGAAAAAUGAUAAACAGACAACAAAAAUGGUUUUCUAUUGUGCUUAUCACAGGGCUCCCAAUCCAGACAAUGUUUUGAUUAUGCAAAUCCUCCUUGGGGUCAUUUCAACUAAAAGUCUUCUACAAACAAAGAAAAAAAGGGGUUCCAGGCUAAUUUCCUCUAGAAGAACAAAGAUUAUGAAGAGCUUGGGCACGAUGGUAACAGAACAGUUGCUAAUGGUGUUGACAAGGAAGGGCCAGUGCUUUCAAAGCUUGGUUCAAGUUCCACAGCUGAGCUUCACCCUAAAAAUGGAGCUCAAGGUGAGUCCAAACCAACCAACAUGCCACCUACUAGUGUUAUGACAAGACUCAUCUUGAUCAUGGUUUGGAGGAAGCUGAUUAGGAAUCCCAACACUUACUCUAGCCUAAUUGGCCUCACAUGGUCUUUGAUCUCAUUCAAGUAUGCAAUCUUUACUCAUUUUAAUUGUUGUUAUACUUAACUAAUGUUUUAAUCUUAGACUUAGGAAUUGUUAACUUUCUUAGGAAUUGUUUCUUAAUCCCAAUACUUACUCUAGCUGUUAUUUGCACAUUGCUCAUGCAUUUUGACCUGCUUUCUUCUCUUUAUUUGCACACCCUAUUUAUAUUGGUGUGUUAAAUAAAUAAAAAUAAAAACAUGGUGUUAAAUAAAUCCUAUGUGAACUAAGCUUUCUUACCAAACCUCAUUUAGCUGCUUCCUAGUUCUUUUUAAGUGGCCAGUGAUUCAAAUCCUACCUUUUGUAGUUUAUUGCUUUUUGUUUCAGGAGUCCUUCAAAGUUCAAAGACUUGUUCUUUGAUUGAUUUGAUUAGUCUCUGAAAAUGAAACUGCAGGGUCACACAUUGCUGCAAAGAGCAGCACUAACUACUUUUCCUUUCAAUUUCACCUCUAAUGGCACCACCAUAACCCUAACUCUCUUGAUCUUUUGAUGCCACCAAAGUCUUCCUCAUAAACACCUCAGAUUCAUUCCCACUUACACCAACACGGGACCCUCACCACGUGUUGAUAUCAAUAACAACCAGUUACAACAAGAAGAGCAAGAUGAUCUAGAGGUCCACGUUGAGAAGAUUAUAUAUUGAUGCCGCUUCUUGGCUACUUUUGGAGUCUUUGGUUAUUUAAUUGUGGAAAUUAAUCGUGAAUCGGGUGACGACAUUUUGUACUAUUUAAAGAAUUUUAUUUUUGUUGUUAGUUGGUAGAGGACAAGCAUAGAAUUUAUUAUAUAUAACGUGACUUGUAAUUUUGAACUCUUAAAUUCCUUCCGUUCUUUUAUCCAUAUAAAAAGAGUUCUCUAGUGUUUUCUUUCUCCGUGGGACAUAUAUAUGGAGAUGAUGCUUUGGCCAUUUGAUUAUUGCUAUUGUACUCUGGUUGAGAAAUAAGAAUUUUGAACUCGAGAUA